AUGGAUCACAAUGAUAGAGAUGAAAUUUUCACCAUUCUUAUAUUAGAGGAGAUGAGCCUCCAAAUGUUGCUUUUGUGUAUGAUGUAUAUGCUAGUAGUGUCCACUGCUGCUGAAAGGCACUACCGCAAGCAUAUAUUGAAGGAUCGGACAUUUAUUAGAAUCCAAGCUCGUUUAGAUCACCUUGACCGCCUCAUUAAGAGCAAUGACUUGAAUUGUGUGGAACAACUUAGGAUGGAUAGACGUACAUUUACUCUACUAUGCGAGUUGGCACGUACAAUUGGUGGGUUAAAAGAAGAUGGACUUGUAACUAUAGAAGAACAAAUGGCCAUGUUUCUACAUAUACUUGCCCAUCACGUGAAAAAUCGAGUCAUCAAGUUCAGAUUUAUGAGGUCUGGGGAGACAAUAAGUAGGUAUUUUAACUUAGUUUUAAAUGCAGUGAUAAGAAUGCAUAGUGUGCUUCUUGUCUCACCUGAACCGGUUCCAGAGGAAUAUGCCGACGAGAGAUGGAAGUGGUUUAAGGGUUGCUUAGGAGCAUUAGAUGGCACAUAUAUAAGGGUACGUGUUCCAGAGGUUGAUAAACCAAGGUACCGAAAUAGAAAGGGUGAGAUUACAUCCAAUGUAUUAGGAGUUUGCUCACGUGAUAUGAGAUUCGUUUAUGUUUUACCUGGAUGGGAAGGCUCAGCAGCAGAUUCUAGAGUGCUUCGAGAUGCUAUAGUUAAACCCAAUGGUUUAAAGAUCCCCGUUGGUAAUUAUUAUCUUGUAGAUGCUGGAUACACAAAUGGGGAGGGCUUUCUUGCUCCUUAUAGAGGUACUCGAUACCAUCUAUCUGAGUGGACAGAAGGUCGUACACCAAAUUCACCCGAGGAGUACUUCAACUUGAAGCAUUCUCAAGCUAGAAAUGUCAUAGAAAGAUGCUUUGGUCUACUUAAGUUACGGUGGGCUAUUCUUAGGAGUCCAUCUUUUUAUCCAAUUAGAACGCAAGGUCGAAUAAUCAUAGCUUGUUGCCUUCUGCACAACUUGAUAAGAAGAGAAAUGGCUAUUGAUCCAAUCGAGGCACAGUUAGAUGAAGUUGCUACCACUAUUGAAGAUGUGGAAACAAUUGAUGUUGUCGAGCCGUCGGAUCAUUGGGCAACAUGGAGGCAAAAUUUGGCAGUACAAAUGUUUAAUGAGUGGAAUGCAAGUCGAGGACAUGGAGGAGUUGUAUGA
Messenger RNA from Eucalyptus grandis, 1206 nucleotides. Its product is annotated as protein ALP1-like. The record is from RefSeq and is a predicted model, not a curated record. NCBI's taxonomy places the organism in Eukaryota, Viridiplantae, Streptophyta, Magnoliopsida, Myrtales, Myrtaceae. The transcript is spliced from 3 exons. Bases 1 to 1206 code for a protein of 401 amino acids.